This is a messenger RNA of Acomys russatus (golden spiny mouse), 1476 nucleotides long. It is a transcript of the gene Pabpc5, whose product is annotated as poly(A) binding protein cytoplasmic 5. The transcript has 2 exons. Lineage: Eukaryota; Metazoa; Chordata; Mammalia; Rodentia; Muridae. Gene Ontology annotation, cellular component: ribonucleoprotein complex. Gene Ontology annotation, molecular function: RNA binding. The record is from RefSeq and is a predicted model, not a curated record. Bases 249 to 1397 code for a protein of 382 amino acids.
GCCUCGCGUCAGAGCUGACCCACAGCGCAGCUGCCAGUCAGUCCCUCCGGAACUGCUGAGAGACUCAGGCUGCAGAAAUCAUCGCGCCUCACUCGCUUCAGCCUCAACAGUGAUCUGAGUCUGCUUUUAACUUCCCUUCGCCUGCCUUGGCUUGGUUCUGUUCAAGAAUAGCUGUUUGGCCCAUAGAUUAGAGAAAAGGGCCUCCUCUUACCCUCUGUCCCAAGAAAGCCUCUUCUAAGUGCUCAGAGAUGGGGAGUGGGGAACCUAAUACUGCUGGCAAGAAAAAGAAGUACCUCAAGGCUGCUCUGUAUGUAGGUGACUUGGACCCUGACGUCACAGAGGACAUGCUCUAUAAGAAGUUCAGACCUGCUGGCCCACUGCGCUUCACUAGAAUCUGCCGUGACCCGGUGACCCGCAGCCCCCUGGGUUAUGGUUAUGUUAACUUUCGCUUUCCUGCAGAUGCUGAGUGGGCCUUGAACACCAUGAAUUUUGAUUUAAUUAACGGUAAACCAUUUCGUCUCAUGUGGUCACAGCCAGAUGACCGCUUAAGAAAGUCUGGGGUUGGAAAUAUUUUCAUCAAAAACCUGGAUAAAUCCAUAGACAAUAGGGCCCUAUUUUAUUUAUUUUCUGCGUUUGGGAACAUUCUUUCCUGUAAAGUCGUAUGUGAUGACAAUGGCUCUAAGGGUUAUGCCUAUGUUCACUUCGAUAGCCUUGCUGCUGCUAAUAGAGCUAUCUGGCACAUGAAUGGGGUCCAGCUCAACAACCGCCUGGUGUAUGUUGGCCGAUUCAAAUUUCCUGAAGAGAGAGCUGCGGAAGUCAGAACCAGGGAUAGAGCAACAUUUACCAAUGUUUUUGUGAAAAACUUUGGAGAUGACAUGGAUGACAAAAAACUAAAUGAACUUUUCAGUGAAUAUGGGCCAAUUGAGAGUGUAAAAGUAAUAAGAGAUGCCACUGGGAAAUCUAAAGGCUUUGGCUUUGUAAGAUAUGAGACACAUGAAGCUGCCCAAAAGGCUGUGCUAGAUCUGCAUGGCAAGUCAAUAAGUGGGAAAGUCCUAUAUGUAGGGAGAGCACAGAAGAAAAUUGAACGCCUGGCUGAGUUAAGGCGGAGAUUUGAACGGCUGAAAUUAAAAGAAAAAAGUAGGCCUCCAGGAGUGCCUAUCUAUAUUAAGAACUUGGAUGAGACCAUCAAUGAUGAAAAACUGAAGGAGGAAUUUUCUUCAUUUGGAUCAAUUAGUCGAGCAAAAGUGAUGAUGGAAGUGGGGCAAGGCAAAGGGUUUGGUGUCAUCUGCUUCUCUUCUUUUGAAGAGGCUAUCAAAGCAGUGGAUGAGAUGAAUGGUCGUGUAGUAGGUUCCAAACCACUGUAUGUCACUCUGGGCCAAGCCAGGCACAGGUGGUAAGAAGCACAAUGAUCCGUUUGUUCAGCCUUAGCAGAUACCUACUUAGCUUGGGCUCCUCUGUGAUAGGGGCUUAUUUCUG